ACACAUGUGGGCGGUGUUUUAAAUAUUAACCAACCAUCAUAUAUCAGACGCUCGGCAUCAUAUCAGCUAAAAGCUUGUGAUCGGUCUGGAAAAAUAGCUAGAGGUCCACCUAACUUUCAGAAUGGCAUUUUAUCAACAACAGCCGUUUUACAACCCGAAAACUCCAUUCAAAGGUUCGAUUCAGGGAGGCUUACAGGUUGGGAAGAUCAUAACCAUAAGUGGAAGGGUUUUGCCAAAUGCUAAUAGAUUCGAUGUGAACCUCCAGUGUGGUUCUCAUUCCCAGGCAGACAUUGCUCUGCAUUUUAACCCACGUUAUGAGAGUGGUUCUGUGUAUGUAGUGCACAACACCUUACAGAACCGUAUUUGGGGUUCGGAGGAACGCAAGUAUGAAAAUCCCUUCCCUCAGGCCACGUUUAACCUCCAGAUCCUUGUCACCCAGGACUCAUACAAGAUAAGCACUAAUGGGGUACACUUCAUGGACUUCAGACACCGUGUUGCAUUCACUCAGGUUGACACUAUCACAGUAAACGGGAUGGCGGAGCUGAACUCCAUUGGAUUCCAGGAUCCUGCUCCCUUCAUACCUCCACAAACAGUUUUUCUGCCUCAGUUUGCCACACCUCCUGGAUAUGGGUUCCCAGCAUAUCCAACUGCAGCUGCCUAUACUGUCCCAUACAAAACGGUAAUCAACGGUGGAUUAUACCCUGGCAAAAACAUUAUCAUCCAAGGAAUUAUCCACCCUAAUGCUAACAGAAUAGCGUUUAACCUGCGCCAUGGAAGCGGCAUUGCAUUGCACUACAAUCCUCGUUUUGAUGAGAACCUGGUUGUGCGCAACUCCCUUCACAAGGAGAGCUGGGGUUCAGAGGAACGGUUUGGAGGCAUGCCAUUUCAUAAAGGACAACCUUUUCAGGUCACCCUCUCUUGCAAUCCCCAUCAUUACAAUGUGUUUGUUGGUGGCCAGCAAGCACACACUUUCAACCACCGUUUCACAAAAUUGCAUGAAAUCGACAUUUUGGAGGUUUCUGGGGAUCUACAGCUGACUUUAGUGCAGGCCUAAGGAUUUAAUGUCUGAUAUAUUCAUCCAGGGCACUUAAUGCGAGGACAUAUUCAAUGUGUACGAAAUAGCUUACAUGUACAUUUAUAUUAUCAAAAUGUUUACUCCUGACAACAGCCUGUUAAGAAUCAUUCAGAUGUAUUCCUGUGCCCUUUUACUGUGAAUUUUAAUAUCAUCUAUAAAAAUAAAAGUUGUUUUUUAGACAAA
Triplophysa dalaica is the source of this 1258-nucleotide messenger RNA. RefSeq names its product galectin-9-like. The record is from RefSeq and is a predicted model, not a curated record. Gene Ontology annotation, molecular function: carbohydrate binding; galactoside binding. Gene Ontology annotation, cellular component: cytosol; nucleus. Lineage: Eukaryota; Metazoa; Chordata; Actinopteri; Cypriniformes; Nemacheilidae. Gene Ontology annotation, biological process: positive regulation of gene expression; negative regulation of type II interferon production; negative regulation of CD4-positive, alpha-beta T cell proliferation.